UUACCAUACAAACAAACAACAACACUCCACACACCUUUCACAUUCUUAUCUCUUAUCUCCUCUUAUCUUUAUCUCUUAUCUCUUAUCUCUCAUCACCAAUCAUGAAGAUUCUCACCAAGCAAGAAGAAGAGGCUCACUAUGCCGAGGUCCUCAAGGGCGGUAUUAUCGGUGGUACUCUCUUCACCGGUCUUGGUCUCGCAGGCGUUUUUGUCGCUUCCAGACGGUAUCCCUCAUUCCGAGGCCUGACCCUCCCCUUCAGAGCCUUCCUCGUCACUUCAACUGGUACAUUCGGCGCCAUUGUCAAUGCGGAGCGAUGGAGUAUCGCCCAUCAAAUCGCCCUGGACCCUAAGCGCACAUACAGGGACCAGGCAGCCCGCACAGCAGAUCUGAUCCGUGAAAAUGAGACAGCAUAUGAGCGCUUCAAGGACUACGCCAAGGAAAACCGUUACCAGAUUGUUUUCGCGUCUUGGGUGGCGUCUAUGGGCAUCGCUUUCGCCAUCGUGAGCCGACAGCCUAUGAGCACAGCCAACAAGGUUGUUCAAGCUCGUGUCUAUGCCCAGGGCUUGACGCUGGCUGUGUUAAUAGUGUCCGCUAUCUACGAAAUGAGAGAUCUCAAGAACGGCGACAGCAGGUUCCAAACUGUCAGAAUGGUCGACCCUAAUGACCCUACCAAGGUCAUUGAACAGAAGAUCCACAAGGAGGACUACGAAGGCCAGGACCUCUGGAAGGACAUGGUCGCCGCUGAAGAGCGCAGACUUGCAGCCAAGAAGCAGCCUGCAGGACAUUAAGUGAAAAGGUCUAUCGAAGGGGUCAUUAAUUGUAUACAUAAUCGCAUUGGGGGGCAUACCAGGUUGGCAUUAUAGACGGAAACGGCGCAUUGAGCUUUUCUUUGUUUUCAUCCUGAGGGAUUAUUGAAUGAGUUGAAAUGAAAAGA
Molecule: messenger RNA, 934 nt
Organism: Fusarium graminearum PH-1
Lineage: Eukaryota; Fungi; Ascomycota; Sordariomycetes; Hypocreales; Nectriaceae
Exons: 2
Coding region: 102-788 (228 amino acids)
Biological process (GO): mitochondrial respiratory chain complex IV assembly
Cellular component (GO): mitochondrial inner membrane
Source: RefSeq, a predicted model, not a curated record